Molecule: messenger RNA, 960 nt
Organism: Ochlerotatus camptorhynchus
Lineage: Eukaryota; Metazoa; Arthropoda; Insecta; Diptera; Culicidae
Product: nucleosome assembly protein 1-like 1
Exons: 1
Coding region: 1-960 (319 amino acids)
Biological process (GO): nucleosome assembly
Cellular component (GO): chromatin; nucleus
Molecular function (GO): chromatin binding; histone binding
Source: RefSeq, a predicted model, not a curated record
AUGAGAAGCGAAUCGCUCAAAAUCUACUUCCUGAAAAGUGUCAUACGAAGUUUGAUCACCGGGAAACCUUCAUUCUCUUCGUGCUCCUGCCCAAAAACGGAAGCUACUUUGCCCCAGCUGUCCAAUUUGCGCAUAAAACUCAAUCAAUUGCAUGAGAUCGCGAUGCUCCCGCCAAGCUUAGAAACGAAAAUUCAAGCCCUGCAGAAAAUCCAGCUGGAAAUGAUGAGCAAGGAAGCCGUGUUCCAUAAGCACGUCCACUCGCUGGAAAUGGAAUUCCUGACGUCAAUCGGAGAGCUGUACGAGAAGAGAAAGCAAAUCGUAUCCGGAACGUAUCAGCCCAUAAAGAAAGACCUGCUAAAUCCAGAGGACUUUGAAAUUAGCACGGACGCACAGCUCAAAGGAGUUCCGGAAUUCUGGCUUACCGUCUUCAAGAAGACACCCGUCCUGCAGUGCAUGAUUUGGGAGGCGGACGAGCCAGCUUUGAAGCAUCUGGUUGACGUUCAGGCAGUCAUGUUUGAUCAACCGAAAGAGGGGUUCACCUUGCAGUUUGAGUUCGAGCCGAACGAUUUCUUCAGCAAUGAGGUGCUGACGAAGAAAUAUUUGAUGGAGUGUGUCCCCAACGAUGAGGAGCCGUCCAAAUUUACUGGGUUCGAAAUAUAUGAUACAGUCGGUUGCGAAAUUGACUGGAAGGAAGGAUUCAAAUUGACUGCUCAGGGUGCGCCAGGAGUGGAACGUAGGCUGAACUCGUUUUUCAACUUUUUCGAUCCGAUGAGGGUAUUGGAGGAUUGUGACCCACUAGUAAGAAAACAUUUUCUGGAAACAGACUUUGAGAUAGGAUAUUUUAUCAAGGAACGCUUGGUUCCCAGAGCGGUCCUGUUCUACAAUGGGGAUAUGUCGGACGAUGAAGACGAGCCUAUGGCUGAGGAAGUGGUUGUGUCGGAAGAAAUUAUUGUCGACUGA